AUGGACGACUUUACAGAGCGAAGGCGGCCGUACCCGCUGCCGUGUGUCGGCGCCUGCACCGGCGCGUCCGUGCAUUACCGCUGCAUCAUGGCCUGGCUUGGCCAGUCGGGCAGCUGCCCGCUCUGCCGUGGGCCAUGCGACCCGCUCGCGAUGGAGCCGACGCAGACGCUCGACUUUACAGAUCUGAAAGCGACCGUGCUGCGCCCGGUGCCGUUGGACGCGGGCAUCGUCCGCUGCUACGUCAAGCAGGUCUACAAGGGCCUCUUCAAGCAGUACGGCUACGAGCUCUAUCUCCAAGGUCGCAUUGGCACGGACGAGCCGGACCGGUUCCUCCUCGCCGCCAAGAAGCAGCUGCGCAAAAACAUGACGGCCAACUACUCGAUCUACACGACGACCGCGUGCGAUGACGCGUCGCGCGUCGGCCGCAUGGGCUCGAACUUUCUCGGCACGGUCUUCACCUUGUACGACAAUGGCCGGGACCCACAAAAGGUGGCGAAAAUCCAGGAUGCGACCAACGGCCAAGACGCGCUCGGGCCCGGUGACAAUGUCCUCCAGAUCCGCGAAGAGCUCGGCUGCUGCACGUACGAAGCCAACCGCACGAGCGUGGGGCCGCGCAAGAUGCGGGUGUGCAUCCCCGACGUCGACGAAGCGGGGCGGUCGAGCAAGGUCGUCCGACCAACCAACCAAAAAGAUCGCAUUGUGAGCCGCAUGGGCGUCGGCGAGCUCACGGACUUGAUCAAAUUCAUCAACCGCGAACCUGUCUUUCGGGAAGACCUCGGCGCGUACUGCCUCGACUUUGGCGGCCGCGUCUCGAUGGCGUCGGUCAAGAACUUUCAGCUGAUCUCGGCCGACGACCCGGCGAUGGGCAACGUCCUCCAGUUUGGCCGCGUCGCCGACGACAUGUUUACAAUGGACUUCCAGUGGCCGCUCUCGCCCUUCCAAGCGUUUGCGAUCUGCUUGAGCAGUUGCGACACCAAGCUCGCGUGCGUUUAA
Molecule: messenger RNA, 993 nt
Organism: Saprolegnia parasitica CBS 223.65
Lineage: Eukaryota; Oomycota; Saprolegniomycetes; Saprolegniales; Saprolegniaceae
Exons: 5
Coding region: 1-993 (330 amino acids)
Source: RefSeq, a predicted model, not a curated record